CGCUCAGGACCCGGGAGACUUAACUACAACACAGCGGUGCAUCCUACUCCGGGACUUCCGCCAAGCCCUGGACACCUCCCUUCCGCCGUGGCCGACCAACCGUCGCCUGAGGAUCUAGCUACUUCCGCUUGCGGGGGAAGGGGGGGGGCGCCCGAACCCGGAAGUGUCAGCCCCGUUUCCAUCGCCGCUCAGUCCGACAUGGCGGAUCUCCACCGCCAACUGCAGGACUACCUGACGCAGGGUGGUAAAGCGAACAGGCCGGCGGCUGCCGAGCCGCUGCUCGCCGCGAGGACAGCCGAGGAGCCCGCGGCCGGGGACCGGGCUGCCGGGGCGUGGCUCGGCCGCGCGGCUCUGCGAUGGCCGUGGGCGCGGAGCCCUGCCGAGCCGCCGCCGCCCGCCGGCUCGCGGUGCAUCCCGACCGUGACCCGCGGGCAGCGCCUGGCGGCCGGCGGCCUGUGUCUGCUGCUGGCCGCGCUCUGUUUCGGCCUGGCGGCGCUCUACGCACCGGUGCUGCUGCUGCGCGCGCGCAAGUUCGCGCUGCUCUGGUCGCUGGGCUCGGUGCUGGCGCUGGCGGGCGCGGCGCUGCUGCGGGGCGGCCCGGCCUGUGGGCGCCUGCUGCGCGGCGAGGAGACGCCCUCGCGCCCGGCGCUGGGCUACGCGGCCGCUCUGGGCGCCACGCUCUACGCGGCCCUGGUCCUGCGCAGUACGGCGCUGACGGCGCUCGGCGCCUGCGCACAGGUAGCCGCCCUGCUCUACGCGCUGCUGGGGCUCCUACCCUGGGGCGGCGUGACGGCCCUACGCCUAGCGCUGGGUCGCCUGAACCGUGGGGCGGGCCUGGCCAACGCUCUCCCGGUGUGACAGCCCCAGUCUCAGGAAGCGGAGCCAGCCGGGCGAGCGACGGUGCAGGCACCGCCGCACUCCACGGUACCCAAGCGUGCAAGGACGAGGCACCCACUGGACUGUGCUGCGGAGUCCCUGAGCUUGGAGCACCUGCCACGAACUGACCCAGGCUGGUGGUCUCAAAAGGUCCUUGGGCUUCAGCAUUCUGAGGUUCUGGGCAGCAUGCUCCCCGAAAAGACUGGAUUACCUGAUUGGUAAACACUGUGCUGUGGAACUGUUUUCCAACUAACUGGCUUUAACAUUUAAGGGAGGAAAAGAAACAAAUAGCUUUUUCUGACUUGGCUGCUUUCGUGGCUUUGGAAGAAC
Molecule: messenger RNA, 1206 nt
Organism: Peromyscus eremicus (cactus mouse)
Lineage: Eukaryota; Metazoa; Chordata; Mammalia; Rodentia; Cricetidae
Gene: Sft2d3
Product: SFT2 domain containing 3
Exons: 1
Coding region: 199-858 (219 amino acids)
Biological process (GO): vesicle-mediated transport
Cellular component (GO): membrane
Source: RefSeq, a predicted model, not a curated record